Molecule: messenger RNA, 2985 nt
Organism: Armigeres subalbatus
Lineage: Eukaryota; Metazoa; Arthropoda; Insecta; Diptera; Culicidae
Exons: 4
Coding region: 1-2985 (994 amino acids)
Source: RefSeq, a predicted model, not a curated record
AUGACUCUUGAUUACCACAACCUGACAGCAUAUGACGGUGCAUGGAAGGUCCUCGCCAUUGACUCGCUGAUUGCGUCAAAUACCCAUCUUAGCGACGUGGACAAAUUUUCUUACCUUCUUUCGUCCCUCUCGAAGGAGGCGAAGCGCGUAGUUGAGGUGAUAGAAGUGACCUCCGAUAAUUAUGCUGUGGCGUGGGAACUUCUUGAGAAGCGCUUUGAAAAUAAAUACCUGAUCGUAAAGUCAUACGUUGAAGCGCUUUUCACGGCCGAUCCUGUCAAAAAAGAGUGUCACGAGUCUUUGAAUCGCUUGAUCGAUACGUUCGAGCGCAAUUUGAAAAAGCUGGAGAAGACGGGAGAACGAACAGCCAACUGGAGUACAUUGUUGGUGUUUAUGCUGAGUUCUCGUUUGGAUCCUGCAACUCUCCGCCAUUGGGAAACCCACCGGAAAUCUACACUGGUUCCUAGUUACACCGAUCUCGUGAAUUUUCUGCGCAAUCAUAGUCUGGUACUGCAAUCCCUUGACGCGUCCAAAGGUCGACCGACCGAUUCUUCUCGCUCAUCCACACACCGCUACCCCUCACAUCCCACUAAGCUGAACAUCGCUCACGCAACCGUGACCCCUCAGAAAUCAUGCCCCUUCUGUAACCAGUUGGCCCACUCACCCUAUCAAUGCGAAGUGUUUCGAAAAAUGACUCCUGUUCAACGCAAAGGCACCACACAAUGCUGCAUCAAAGACCCAUCGUCCCAAAUAACCAUUCGAUUCCACCCACCAAAAUUAACAGAUCCACAGACUUCGUUCUCGUACACUCAUACCAAUCGUCAGCAGUCUGCUUCAUUGCAACCCGAAAGCCAACCCCCAGCCUUCGCGGUUCCUGCCCCACAAACCAGCCACUUUUCGAUACCUGUCAGCGAAGCCGAGCAUAUCGUUCCUGCAACCGUUCUUUUGUCGACGGCUCUGGUGAAAGUAUUCUCUUCAUCUGGCUUCUCAUUGUGGGCCCGCGCAUUGUUGGAUUCCGGAUCGCAGCUCAAUUUCGUUUCGGAGAAUAUUGUACAAAAACUGAAGCUUCGUCGCAUAAAGGAGUUCGUCCCAAUCAGCGGUGUAGGCCUUUCGUCUACUUCUUCCAAACACACAACCAUCAUUCGCAUUCAGUCUCACUGUGCUGAUUUCGAGGAUAAUUGGAAGUUCCAUGUACUUCCAAAGUUGACAUUAGAACUGCCAAAUCAAGCUGUUGAUAUUUGCCGAUCGAGAUGGCCGUCAGACGUCGUAUUAGCAGAUCCCACAUUCGAUCAACCUGGCACAAUCGAUCUGAUUCUCGGCGUUGACAUUUUCUACGACCUUCUACGAGAUGGUCAAAUUAAGCAUGGAGGCGGAGAUCCUGUGUUGCAGAAUACUGCCUUAGGAUGGGUAGUAUCCGGGAAGGUUCAAGCAAAGAUACCUUCUGCCUCGGUAUCGAAUUUUGCACACGUGGCACCUAGCCCAACGAUUGAAGAUCAACUAUCAUGGUUCUGGGAAAUUGAAUCGUGUCGCACGUUUGGGAGUUCUAAAGAUAUUGCAGAUCGUCGUUUCUACUCGCUUGAGCGUCGGUUGAACGCUACUCCAGCGCUAAAGGAAGCAUACACUGCUUUCAUACACGAGUACGAGCAGCUCGGACAUAUGCAGCCUAUAUCGGAUGCGGAAACCCAUACACUUCCAUCGUACUAUCUGCCUCACCACUGCAUCGUCAGACCUGACAGUAUCACCACGAAAUUACGUGUGGUUUUCGAUGCGUCAUGCUCAAGCGACAGCGGUGUCUCACUCAACGACGCGCUUCUGGUUGGUCCUGUCAUCCAAGAUGAUUUGUUGUCUAUCGUUAUGAGAUUCCGGAUGCCGCAGUUUGCAAUCAUCGCCGACAUUGAAAAAAUGUAUCGGCAAAUCAGGGUGAGGAAGUGUGAUCAUCCAUUACAACGGAUUCGAUGGAGAGAUUCCGCAACCCAACCGCUGCAGACGUUUCAACUUACAACGGUUACGUACGGAACAUCUUCGGCUCCGUACCUCGCGACUAAAUGUCUUCAGAAAUUAGCUGAAGAUGGGCCCGAUAAUCAUCCAGAGACAGCAAUGGUUCUUGGGCGUGACUUUUAUAUGGAUGACAUGCUUACUGGAACAGAUAGCAUCGAAGAAGUGACCAAGCAGAUAGUACUUUCGGAUAUCGCCCACCUGUUUGAUCCAUUGGGUCUAGCUGGGCCAGUGCUGGUACAAGCAAAGUUGUUUCUCCAAGAUCUAUGGCGAGAUGGCUGUGAUUGGAAGGAACCGCUAAACGAAAAUCGUCAACAUCAGUGGCUGGAACUUCGGGAUAGCUUUCAGCACUUGACGGCCAACAGAAUCCCUCGAUGGGUCGUUGCAACUACCGGAGUUGUGAGUUUAGAAGUCCAUGGAUUCUCCGAUGCAUCGGAGAGAGCGUACGGGGCCUGCAUAUAUCUCCGUGCUGUGUCGUCGACAGGCAGCAUCCAUGUCAACCUGCUUACCGCUAAAUCAAAAAUAGCACCAAAUGGCAAAAGCAAAAGAGCAGGAAUCGUCAGUCUUCCACGUUUGAAACUGUGUGGAGCCCUGCUAUUAAGCCACUUAUUCGAGAAGGUCGAGUUCAGUCUGAAACUUAAGGCCCAGAACUUCUUCUGGACGGAUUCGGAAAUCACGCUUUACCAUUUGGUAAAGCGUGAUUUCCGAAUCCGAAUCCUUCUUCGAUGCUAUCUGUACAGCCAGUCCCUCACGUUGGAAAACGUUUGUCGCAAACAGGUGUUCCGAAAUCCAGCGUAUCACGGCGGAUGGCAUGUGGUCGCAUGUUCCUGGCUCGGAAAACCCGGCAGACAUAAUCUCCCGAGGAAUGUGUCCAGAACAGCUGCAAAACUGCACAGGCUGGUGGCAUGGACCAGAUUGGUUAUCGCAACCAUCACGCUUUUGGCCGCCACUGGGGCGGCCGACAAACCGAAACUUCAGUCCCGAAGAGCUUGA